AUGGAAAAUGUCGGGGAGAUGGUACAAGAAAAGGAAACGGAACAUGCUUUUGUGACCCAGGAUAUGCUGGAGAGGACUGUGACCGCUGUGAAACAGGCUCAUAUGCCUGUAUGUCCUGUGAUAAGUCUUGCAGCGGUUGUCAUGGUGAUGGGCCAGAUAUGUGCAGAAAAUGUGCCAAAGGCUAUUCUAAAAAGGGAGAGCUUUGUAUUGCUGAUAGGGAAGAUGAGGAUCACACCGAAAAACUUACUACUACAAGAAAAGAGGAGCUGUAAUAAGUCAUUGAAUUAUUAUAGGUACAUGACAUAUGUAGGUCUAUUGAUAGCUACCGGCAUAUUGCUACCAAAAUCAACAUCCCUGGGAAGCAUUGUGGGGAUGAUGGUGUUGUCAUAUAUAGUUGGGGCUGAGUAUUAUUGUAUGAUUAAUGGCCACAUGGGCUUAGUGAACCUUAAAGACUUUGAUAUAUCACAAAUAUUCCAUACA
Molecule: messenger RNA, 480 nt
Organism: Iphiclides podalirius (scarce swallowtail)
Lineage: Eukaryota; Metazoa; Arthropoda; Insecta; Lepidoptera; Papilionidae
Source: the annotation of a GenBank genome assembly